AUGAAGCAUAAAAGACAGACACUUAGUAAAAGCGAAGAUGGUGACGACAAGGAUUCAACGACUUCAGAAGGCGGCAAGAGCUCGAAAGCGCGGGAUAAGUUCCUCGAUGAUGACGGCCCGCUUUCGGGGAAAAAGAGCUGUCAGGGUUGUGAGCUACCGCCCGGCGCUUUGUGCUCACCAGCCGAAGAUUUGCCGGAGCUAACAUCUCGAACUAGGAACAACAAUACACCCAGCGCUACAAACAACAACAGUUUUGCCAGUGACGGCGCAUCUAGUGUGGCCUCUUCGUCAUCCCUCGACAAGCUGGCAGAAGACGACUCGCGAGACGCGCAUCCGUCUGCAGCGAUCGCACCAGUACCGCGGAACCUGGCAAAGAGAAUCAAACAAGAAUCGAGGAAACGGUCGCCUUCGUUAGAUGCAACGGGAUGCAAGGUGUCCCCCUCUUCUUCUAAAGAUGGACUAGUUGCAAUUGCAGGUUUGCCAGACAAUGGAAAAUUUUCAUCAGUCAGUUUAACGCCGUCGUCGACGCCUGGCACUCCGUCCAGCAUGCACCCAAGUCCACUUGGCCAUUACCCACGACCCUCGCCGCCUAACGUGCCACCGGGAGCUCCACAUCCGCAAGCGGUUCCCAACGCAAUACCUCCGUACGUCAUACGCGGCAACGUGCCACCAGGCCAGUUCGGGCCCCACGCAGACUUCCGCAUGGAUUCCAAGCAGUUCGUCGGCAAACUCGCACAGUACCCGCAAGGAAACAGAGCUUACGACGGCUACGGGCCAGCACUGCAGGGCGUUGAACAGCACGCGUACACCAGAAACCAACAGCACACGCGUGCUCAAGACGGUUCCCCGUCGAACAGGAGCAACGGCGUCGGCAGACAGGCUUAUCCCCACGAAAUGUAUCAAAACUACAGCUACGCCGGUUACGGCAAGGACCAAGCCGCCUACAGCCACCCUGGAUACGAACAGCCUCAGGGAUACCCCGGCGACCACAUGGCUUACUCAAACAGUCACUACGGCUACCACUAUCACGAGAGCGGGCAGCAUGAACACGCCCACGCGUACUACGGAGCGGACGGCCAGAAGGCGGCGCCAAACGAGUACGGACGAUGGAAUGACCCGAGUAAUUACAGCCAGCAGGCCGCCGUGACCCCUGCAGGUUACGGGCCCGGCUCGCAGCCCCCCGCGCCGAACGAGGCCUACGCAAGUGGGGGGGAAUGCGCCGACGGCUACGGCUCCUUCCAGCAGUUCUACGAGGCUACGCAUGGCACCCCCGCCGCCGGGGAGAACUCCAACUCGUCUUCGGACUUCCACUUCUUAAGCAACCUCGCUAACGACUUCGCCCCCGAGUACUACACCAUU
Iphiclides podalirius (scarce swallowtail) is the source of this 1359-nucleotide messenger RNA. The record is from the annotation of a GenBank genome assembly. Lineage: Eukaryota; Metazoa; Arthropoda; Insecta; Lepidoptera; Papilionidae.